AUGACCAGGCAGAGGCGCUGGCGGUCAGGCACCGCGGCCAGGCGCCCAGGCGGGUCGCGCCGCCGCCCCAAGGCGCGGGGCCCGACUCCUCCCCGAGCGAUUACCCCGGCGACUCACUCCGGUGUCGAGCUCGGAGUCGCACUGCGUUCCUGCGGCCACUCCCGACCAGGAAACCUCACCCGGACGUGCCUGGCCCGGCGUAAACUACCAGCCUGGCCCAAGCUACUUACUGCGGCUCAGUGGGGCCCCGGGGCCGCGGCUGCCCGGCUCCGGGCGCGCUGGGGCUCACUCCCCGACGACCGUCCGGCGCGCGCUCGCCUGGCCCAGCCAGCCGGAGCUGUCCGGCCCGGCCCCGCCGGCCGCGCUGGACCCGAGGGCAGCCCCUUUCGGAGAUCGGCCUCCCAGCCGAAAAAACCAAAGGUGUAUCAAGGUGUCCGGGUGAAGAUCACGGUGAAGGAGAUGCUGCAGCAGAGAAGGGCUCACCAGGCAGCCUCAGGGGGAACACUGUCCGGAGGGAACAGUGUCCACCUUUCAGAUCCAGUCACGCCACCUUCUUCAGGUCAGUACAUCUAUUUUGAACCUGAUUCGAGUUCUUCCACACCUAAUUGCUUUCAACCCCAAGAAUUUUCCAGUUGUGUUUCUUGUGAAGAAAACCCAAGCUGCCUUGACCAGAUCUUGGAUUCCUACCUUCAGACAGAGACACACCCGGACCCUUUCCUCAACUCCAUGCAAAGUGCUCCACACUAUUUCCAGGACAGCUUUCAGGCUGCCCCCUUCUGCUUUAACCAGAGCCUGACCCCAGGUUCACCUUCAGAUACCUCCACUCUCUCUGGCUCCUUAGACCACAGUUACUCGCCGGUACAUCUACCUUCAUAUGCUGCGGAGAAUUACAAUUCUUCUCCUUCUCUGGACGCCAGAAACUGCGGCUAUCCAUCAGAAGACUACUCCUACCCUCACUUGCCCUCGUACGCCCAGUACGACUGCUUCUUCCCAGCCCCUACCUCAGGCUGCUACUGUGUGUCCUGUGAGGCAGAGCACUUGGCCACCAUCAGAACAUCAGAGUAUUUUUCCUAUCCUAGCACAGACUGUGUGAACUUUGAUCCCAUGGCAGCAGCAACUAGUGAUUUCUAUAUGAAGGAAACAAACUUUGAUAUCUGCUAUAGUUCAUAG
Messenger RNA from Pteronotus mesoamericanus, 1170 nucleotides. RefSeq names its product POU class 2 homeobox associating factor 3 (gene POU2AF3). The record is from RefSeq and is a predicted model, not a curated record. NCBI's taxonomy places the organism in Eukaryota, Metazoa, Chordata, Mammalia, Chiroptera, Mormoopidae. The transcript has 5 exons. Gene Ontology annotation, molecular function: POU domain binding; DNA binding. The coding region runs from base 1 to 1170 and encodes 389 amino acids.